This is a messenger RNA of Aaosphaeria arxii CBS 175.79, 1116 nucleotides long. Its product is annotated as putative short-chain dehydrogenase. The transcript is spliced from 2 exons. Lineage: Eukaryota; Fungi; Ascomycota; Dothideomycetes; Pleosporales. Bases 229 to 975 code for a protein of 248 amino acids. The record is from RefSeq and is a predicted model, not a curated record.
AAAUGGAUAUGAAAUAAAUAAGGCAAAAUCUACUGAAGGUGUCCCGCAACUUCAUUUUAUCCGAUACUUGCGCUAUUAUGGCAAGAAUUUUGAACGUUGGCUUUUGCACUUUGCAAUCGGAGUUAUCGGGUAAGACAGUCCUCAAUCAAGGUAUAAAGGAAUGGUGAUGCAUCUGCCAUUGCAUCUACUUCACUUCAACAUCAACGUCUUGUUAAACAAAUAGACAUCAUGGCAGCAGCAGCAAAGAAACUCGUUCUGAUCACAGGCGCCAACAGCGGGAUUGGAUUUGAGCUUGCUGCCCAACUCAUGUCCAAGGGAACUUACCACGUCUUCCUCGGAGCUCGAUCCCCAGAAAAAGGCAAUGCCGCUCUCAAGGAUCUCCAAUCUCGAAAUCUCCCAGGAUCUGCCGAGUUCAUCCACAUCGACGCAACAGAUGACAAGACAAUCUCCAACGCAGCCUCGUCCGUGAAAGACAGCCAUGGAAAGCUCGACAUUCUCGUAAAUAACGCUGCUGUCGCUGUCGUACCCGGCUCCUCUAGGCAGCAGCUAAACACAUCUUUCGACACGAAUGCCACCGGCCCGUGGGUAAUCGGCGAGACAUUCCUGCCUCUACUCAAGAACUCCACGUCCCCUUCCCGCCGCGUGAUCAACAUAUCAAGUGGCGCGGGCUCCAUCAACAGGCGUCUCGAUUCCUCGUCGCCAAUCUACAAGAUGCAAGAGGUUCAGUAUCGUGCUAGCAAGGCUGCACUCAACAUGGUCACCGCGUGCCAGUUCGUCGAGUUUGGGGAGUUUGGAAUCAAGGUGUUUGCGUAUGAUCCGGGGUUCACGGUUUCUAAUCUGGGACCCUAUAACACGAAGGAGAAGGGGGCGAGGAGCGCAGAGGAGAGCGUGAGGCCGCUCGUGGAUGUUUUGGAGGGGAAGAGGGAUGAUGAGGCGGGGAGGUUCUUGCAUAAUACUGGAGAUUAUCCUUGGUAGACAUGGCUUAAAUUGAGGAAUUGUUAUUUAUAUGAAUGCAAUGAAAUGAAAAUGGAACAGUCUAUAGUCUUAUGUAUUGAGCUUACUCAGUCAUAGUGAACAAAUGAUCAAGAUAGCCUUGAAUGCAAUAUGCUCUCUGGG